AUGGCGACGUCCUACAGGGCUUUGAAGUUCAGGAGGCAUGCUCCAACCUCCACUCAGCACCACCCAAAGGAAGACAUGAACUUCCAUCAGCAGCCACCAGGGCUACCGGGCGCAGCACUGGGGCAGACAAUGAGUCCCCCACACUGGCAGGUGGGAGAGAGCAACCCGGACUUCCUCCCCAACAACUUCAAUCAGCUGAAUUUGGACCCUCAGCAGCCAGAAGCAGACGGGGGCCAACAGAGGUCAAAGGGGCCCGAAAACAACCUGUACAGAAAGUACGAGGAGAAGGUGCGGCCCUGCAUUGACCUCAUCGACUCCCUGCGGGCCCUGGGCGUGGAGCAGGACCUGGCCUUGCCCGCCAUUGCCGUCAUUGGGGACCAGAGCUCAGGCAAGAGCUCCGUGCUGGAGGCUCUGUCGGGGGUCGCCCUCCCCAGGGGCAGCGGAAUCAUCACCCGGUGUCCGCUGGUGCUGAAACUGACAAAGCGGGAGUGUGAAUGGACGGGGAAAAUCACCUACCGCAACGUGACGCAGCAGCUGCACAACCCCUCCGAGGUGGAGCGGGAGAUUCGCAGAGCCCAGAACAUCAUAGCUGGGAAUGGAGUUGGCAUCAGCCAUGAGCUCAUUAAUCUAGAGGUCACCUCCCCUGAGGUCCCAGAUCUGACCCUCAUUGACCUUCCCGGCAUCACCAGGGUGGCUGUGGAAAACCAGCCACAAGACAUCGGACUGCAGAUCAAGGCACUCAUCAAAACGUACAUCCAGAGGCAGGAGACCAUCAACUUGGUGGUAGUCCCCUGCAACGUGGACAUCGCCACCACGGAGGCGCUGAGCAUGGCCCAGGAGGUGGACCCCGAUGGAGACAGGACCAUAGGGAUCCUGACCAAACCAGACCUGGUGGACAAGGGCACCGAGAAAGGUGUCCUGAAGGUCAUGCAGAACCUCACCUAUCAUCUCAAGAAGGGGUAUAUGAUCGUGAAGUGCCGGGGCCAGCAGGAUAUCACCAACAAGCUGAGCUUGGCAGAGGCAACCAGGAAAGAAGUAAUGUUCUUUCAGACACAUCCGUAUUUCAGAGUUCUUCUGGAUGAAGGAAAGGCCACGGUGCCUCUUCUGGCAGAAAGACUUACCACCGAGCUCAUCUGGCACAUCAAUAAAUCGCUCCCCUUGUUAGAAAACCAAAUAAAGGAGAAACACCAGAGGGCGACAGAGGAGCUGCAGCAGUACGGGGACGACAUUCCCAGCAAUGAAGGGGAUAAAAUGUUCUUCCUCAUCGAGAAAAUUAAGGUAUUUAAUGAGGACAUUGAAAAGUUAAUACAAGGAGAAGAAAUUGUAAUAGAGACAGAGUCUCGCUUAUGUAACAGAAUCAGAGAGGAGUUUACAAGAUGGGUACUCAUACUUACCACCAAUAUCGAAAAAGUUAAAAGUAUCCUUAACGAAGAAGUCUCAAAAUAUGAAAAGAAGUAUCGAGGCAAAGAACUUCUCGGAUUUGUUAAUUACAAGACGUUUGAGACUGUUGUGAAGCACUACCUGGGACAACUGAUAGACCCAGCACUCAAGAUGCUCCAGAAGGCCAUGGAAAUUAUCUGGCAAACUUUCAAGGACACAGCCAAAAAGCAUUUUGCUGAAUUUUGCAAUCUGCAUCAAACAGUCCAGAACAAGAUCGAAGACAUAAAAACAAAACAAAUGGCAGAAGCAGCAAAUCUGAUCCAACUUCAGUUCAGGAUGGAGAAGCUGGUUUUUUGUCAAGACCAGAUUUACGGCGUGGUUCUGAACAAAGUCCGAGAAGAGAUUUUUAAUUCCGUGGGAAAGGCUUCAGAGAAUCCUCAGUCGAAGCAUCCCUUUUUAAAUAAUCAGUCUUCAGUUUCCUCCAUCGUUGAGAUUGGGGUCCACCUGAAUGCAUAUUUCACGGAAACCAGCAAACGGCUCGCCAAUCAGAUCCCAUUCAUCAUUCAGUAUUUUAUGCUCCAAGAGAAUGGUGAUAAGGUGCAGAAAGCCAUGAUGCAGCUUCUACAGGAGACACAGCACUAUUCCUGGCUGCUUCAGGAGCAGAGCGAUACAGCUACCAAGAGGAAAUUCCUGAAGGAGAAGAUUUUUCGGCUGACUCAGGCACAGCAAGCUCUCUACGAAUUCCCCCAUUUCAAAGGGUAA
Budorcas taxicolor (takin) is the source of this 2142-nucleotide messenger RNA. It is a transcript of the gene MX2, whose product is annotated as MX dynamin like GTPase 2. Gene Ontology annotation, biological process: defense response to virus. The transcript is spliced from 13 exons. Lineage: Eukaryota; Metazoa; Chordata; Mammalia; Artiodactyla; Bovidae. Gene Ontology annotation, molecular function: GTP binding; GTPase activity; microtubule binding. The record is from RefSeq and is a predicted model, not a curated record. Gene Ontology annotation, cellular component: microtubule; membrane; cytoplasm. Bases 1 to 2142 code for a protein of 713 amino acids.